UCUUAUCUUCACUUACCACCCAUUUAAAGAGAGAAAAAAAGAAGAAGAAUAAGGAGCAAAGAAAACCAAAAGAGAGAAACCAAACAUAAACAAAAGACAUGUACAGAUUCAGCAACACAGUGAUCGGAUUCCUAAACCUCUUCACCCUCAUAGCCUCAAUCCCCAUAAUCGGCGGCGGGCUAUGGAUGGCGAGGAGCAGCACGACGUGCGAGAGCUUCCUCCAGACGCCGCUGCUUGUGGUUGGUUUCGUCGUCCUCGUCGUCUCGCUCGCUGGCUUCAUCGGCGCGUGCUUUAACGUCGUUUGGGCGCUCUGGGUUUACCUAGUGGUCAUGUUGUUUCUCAUAGCCACGCUCAUGGGGCUCACCAUCUUUGGAUUCGUCGUCACGGGGCCCGGGGGAGGCGUCGAGGCGCCCGGGGGCCGGGUUUAUAGAGAGUACCACUUGGAGGAGUACUCGGCGUGGCUGAGGAAUAGGAUUAAGGAUCCGAGGUAUUGGCUUACCAUUAGGAGCUGCCUUUUGGGAUCCAGGACUUGUGCUAAACUUGCCUCUUGGACUCCUCUUGAUUAUCUUGAGAGGGAUAUGACCCCAAUUCAGUUGUGUGGACAGUCGGGUUGUUGCAAGCCGCCGACGGCGUGCAACUACGAGACGGCGGCGAUGGCGGCGCAGGACCCGGACUGCUACCGGUGGAACAACGCGGGGAACGUGCUGUGCUACGAGUGCGAGUCGUGCAAGGCGGGGGUGCUGGAGAGCGUGCGGAGGGACUGGCACAAGCUGUCGGUGCUGAACGUGGUGGUGGUGGUUCUCCUGAUCGGCGUCUACUCCGUCGGCUGCUGCGCCUUCCGCAACACCAAGAGGGCCGAAUCCGACUACCCCUACGGCCACAACCGCAUGACCAAAGUCCGACCCAGAUGGGACUAUUAUUGGUGGAGAUGGUUGCAUGACAAGAAAGAACAACUUUAUUAAGAGGGAGAAGAAAUAUUAUUCCAUCCUCCAUUUCCAGUUGUUUCUUCACUUUUUCAGUUUAGACAGCAUGAGAGACUGGUCUCAAACCUCUCUUUUUCUUGGCCUUUCUUAUUCUCCCCCCCCCCACUUUUUUUGUAUAGACUUCUUGCCUAGUUUUUUUUUUCUCCAUAUAAAGAUGGAUUUCCACUUUUUAUCUCAAGCAUAUUUCCUGAAAAUGAAAUGUCUUGAGAUGUACUGAAAUGAUGUUUCGAGGUGAUUGAGUAAGCUGCAAGAAAGAAAAACCACACUCUGAUGCUUAAGUCAAUAAUUUUCGAAGUUAUUUCAAGAUGAAUUAUCAAUCGUGCGAACUUCAAAAA
Molecule: messenger RNA, 1318 nt
Organism: Momordica charantia (bitter melon)
Lineage: Eukaryota; Viridiplantae; Streptophyta; Magnoliopsida; Cucurbitales; Cucurbitaceae
Product: tetraspanin-6
Biological process (GO): auxin-activated signaling pathway
Cellular component (GO): membrane
Source: RefSeq, a predicted model, not a curated record